This is a messenger RNA of Bombina bombina (fire-bellied toad), 1308 nucleotides long. RefSeq lists its product as uncharacterized. Gene Ontology annotation, cellular component: cytosol. The record is from RefSeq and is a predicted model, not a curated record. Gene Ontology annotation, molecular function: ribonucleoside-diphosphate reductase activity, thioredoxin disulfide as acceptor. Lineage: Eukaryota; Metazoa; Chordata; Amphibia; Anura; Bombinatoridae. The transcript has a single exon. Gene Ontology annotation, biological process: deoxyribonucleotide biosynthetic process. The coding region runs from base 1 to 1308 and encodes 435 amino acids.
AUGGCUUUCAUACACAAUGGAUCAUUAGAAUGUACCAAAUCAGAACUCGACAUAUUUCAAAUACAGCCGACACAAACGGGUAUUGAAAAAUCACUGUAUGUCGAAAUACAGCCACUCACAGCUAUAACUGAAAAUGCACCCCUGGAAUUUUAUAUAGCCGGAAGCGGCGAUCAUUAUUUUGACCUGAACAACACUUUGAUGUAUAUAACCUGUAAAAUAGUCAAACAAGACAAUACAGCUCCGCCUGCUGGAGCACGUGUUAGCCUCACCAACUAUCCACUAGCCACGCUGUUUAACCAAGUCGAUGUUACAUUAGGAGACAGACUCAUCUCACAAUCAAAUAACCUAUACGCUUACCGGUCAUACAUUGAAACAGUUCUCAACUACAGCUCAGAUGCUUUAUCCACACAAUUUACAGCAGGAUUGUUUUAUAAAGAUGCAGCAGGGUUACACGAUAAUUGUGAACUAGAUGGUGAUAAUACUGGUUUUGUAAAGAGAGCACGUAUGUUAGAACGUGGUAAAACUAUUGAAUUGCUAGGUCAUCUACAUAGUGAUCUGUUUUUCCAAGAAAAAUUGUUAUUGAAUGGGCUCGAUCUGAAAAUUAAACUUAUAAGGAAUAAAGAUGCUUUUUCUAUUAUGAGCGCUGAAGCAGAACAGUAUAAAGUUCAAAUCUUAAACACCUCUCUUUUUGUUAAAAGAGUACAGAUAUCCCCGGCUGUACGCAUAGGCCAUGCGCAAGGACUCUUAACAGGAAAUGCAAAAUACGCUUUGGACAGAGUCGGUCUAAAGGUCUAUUCCGAGGCCGCCGGCUCGCGUGUCUGCAAUCAGGAAAAUUUAUUUCUUGGACAACUACCAAAAACCGUCGUUAUUGGAUUUGUUGAUAACGACGCUUUCUCUGGCGCUUAUGACAAGAAUCCCUUAUGUUUCAAACAUAACUAUGUGAAUUUUGCAGCAUUGUAUCUGGAUGGUGAACAAAUACCAACAAAACCUUUUCAACCAGACUUUGAAAAUGGAAACGCUAUACGUGAAUACAUAUCACUAAUCAACAUUGCUGGGAAACAAAAUUCUGAUGCUGGAAUCCUCAUUAAUAGAGAAGAGUAUGUGCGUGGUUACACACUUUUUGCCUUUGAUUUGUCACCGGACCAAGAGUGUGGUUCACACUACUCUCUUAUACACAGUGGUAAUCUCAGAGCUGAAAUCCGAUUUUCAAGACCACUUGAAAGAACAAUUAAUAUGAUUAUUUAUAGUGUAUUUGAUAAUAUUAUUGAAAUUAAUCAAAGAAGGGAAGUCUUGUACGACUAUCUAUAA